GACGCUUUUAGGUUCACGGAGAAACCAGAAAUCUUGCACAAUUUCCCCCUUUUGAUCAAAUUAUCGCAGCCGAUGAAGAUGAAGCUGAGCAGAAAUACAGCUGCUUCGGCAAUUGAUCGUUUUCGUAGAAGACGAAUUGCGGCUAAAUCUUCGCCUGAGUUUGGUAAUUUUGUUCCAAUGUUUUCUUAUUUCUGUUCGAAUUUCCACAAUUUCAGUUGCAAAGAUAAACCUUUUCCACCUAAGCUGCGUAGAAUAGAUUUGAGCUGUGUUCAUGAAUUGAAUGAUGCUGUCAACUUGUUUCACGAAAUGGUGAGAAUGCGUCCGCAGCCUUGUAUUUCUGCUUACAACAAAUUGAUAAGUGUUACUGCUAAGAUGAAGCAGUAUUGUUUUGCCCUUUAUGUGUUCGACGAAAUGCGUCGAAUGGGUGCCCCCGUGAAUGAUUGCACGAUGAAUAUUGCGAUUAAUUGCUACUGCUGUCUGAAACGCGUAGGCUUUGGUUUUGCUAUAAUGAGCACAUUCUUCAAGAGUGGUUACGAGCCGGAUGCCAUAACAUUCGCCACUCUCAUUAAAGGUCUCUUUUUAGACGAAAAGGCUGCCGAUGCCAUGAAUUUGUUCAAGAAGGUUCUGGAUUUGAGAGUAUGUGAGCCCAGUAAUGUCAUGAUUCUCACUGUGAUAGAUGGGCUUUGCAAAGCUGGACAGAUCUUUGCAGCCCAUGAAUUGCUUCGUAGAUUAGAAAGAAGUGGGCGGAGACUCGAUGUUUGGGCUUAUAGUGCAUUAAUUGAUGGAUUACGCAAAUGUGGAAUGGUGGAUGAUGCUUUUCGGCUUCUAUCCAAGAUGAUUAAUAAGGGUAUUUCACCUAAUGUUGUCACAUAUAAUUCGAUGAUCCAGGGGCUGUGCGAUGUUGGUAGACUAAAGGAUGUUAAAGUUCUGAUGAGUGAAAUGGUAAAUUCUAAUGUGCCUUUGUGUGUCAUAACUUUCAAUAUAUUAAUUGAUGCAUAUUGUAAGGAGGGAAGGACGGAAGAGGCUGAGAAUUUGUUAAAAGUUAUGAUGCAGCAGAAUAUUUGUCCUAAUACUGUCACUUACAACACGCUGAUGGUUGGAUUCUGUUUGAGAGGUGAAAUGGGUAAGGCAGAACAGUUACUCAAAUCCAUGGUAGAGAGGGGUCUUAAGCCUGAUAUUGUCAGCUAUGGCAGCUUAAUCAAUGGAUAUUGUAAGCAGGGAAGAUUGAAUGAAGCGUGGCUUCUUUUUCUCAACCUUCCUUGUAAAGGAUUGGUACAUAAUACAUAUACAUAUACUACUAUGAUACAUGGUUUCUUCAGCAAAGAUAGAUUUACUGAGGGAUGGAAGCUUUUUAGUGAUAUGGAAGCUCAAGGGGUAAGUCCUAACUUACAUACUUAUAGUACAUUGUUGGAUGGGUUGUGCAGGAAUGGGAAGAUUGAUGAAGCUCUUUCAUUACUACACACAAUUGAAGUGCAAGGAGUUGUUCCCGAUAUAGUCACGUAUAAUGUUCUCAUCAGUGGAUUAUGCAAAAAUGGAAAACAUGAUGUUGCAAUAGAUCUUUUCAAUCGACUUUCUUCUAAAGGCUUGCAACCUAAGGUUCGUACAUAUACAAUUAUCAUUGAUUCUUUCUGUCAAGAAGGUGAUGUGGAGAAGGCAAAACGCUUGCUUAUAGAGAUGGAGAAGUGUGGUUGUCCACCCAAUAGUGUGACAUACAACGUUUUAGUCCAGGGUUUGCUAAAGAGAAAUGAGCUUAACAAGGCAAUACCAUUCCUAGAAGUAAUGCAUCAAAGGGAAUUCUGGGCAGAUUCUGCUACUUUUUCUAUGCUAAUAGAUCAAGCACAAGGACAAAAUGGAGAUGACUUUCUUCUCAAAUUGAUGAAGAAAGUUAUACCCAAAGAAAUUGUGGUGUAAAACAGAGUCAGUCAAGUUGAGCAUCAAGGUUGAUCUGCAUGGGCUUCUAUUUAGCUUCUAAGUGAAUUUACUUGCAUACAUCUUAACAUAGUUCCAUGAGCAAUAGGAGUUAAAGGCUGUUUGGCUCCUUCUCCCACUUUUGUUUCGGUGGUUUGGUUUUGUGUUUGACGCUGCUGAGCUGCGAACUGUCGUACAUAGGAUCGAAUAGGUUUCCAUUUUCAUGGCUGGAACCUUACUCUAGGUCUUUUGCUGGAGGUUUAGAGGAAGUUGGAAGGUAAUAUGGCUUCUAAUAAGAUGGCUAGUCAUGAAGUUAUUGAUGUAUUGUUGAAAUUCUUAGGUAGGAUAUAUGUUAUUGCCUUUUUGUACUAGAGUUGUGCAUUAGACACUACCCUUUUUCACUUGUGUUUACUUUGAUAGAAAAUGUUAGAAAAAGUAUAUUUUCCAUCA
Salvia miltiorrhiza (redroot sage) is the source of this 2358-nucleotide messenger RNA. RefSeq names its product putative pentatricopeptide repeat-containing protein At1g12700, mitochondrial. Gene Ontology annotation, molecular function: protein binding. The coding region runs from base 73 to 1911 and encodes 612 amino acids. Lineage: Eukaryota; Viridiplantae; Streptophyta; Magnoliopsida; Lamiales; Lamiaceae. The record is from RefSeq and is a predicted model, not a curated record. The transcript has a single exon.